AUGGUAACAGAGCAAAUCAGAAUUACGAAACGUGUAGGUAGUAACCCUGAAUAUACUGACAAUGGUAAUAAGCCACUGCCGAUAACAUCUGUUGAAGCUCAGAAUGCAGUACACAUGGUGACACCAGAACGUAUCUCCAAAAUGUUGGAGACUAGAGGCCCUCUAGCAAUAAGAUUUAUCACGCAAAGUUUAUCGGAAGAGAUCCCAUAUUUUAAGAACUUGAGUACUUCUAAACAAAGACGUUUGAUUAUGAAUGUAAUGGAGACGGGUUAUGAAGAACAAUCUUUAAUAUUCGAAAAAAUUGGAUGGGGGCUGUGGACAGUAAGAAAAGUUUCUCCUGAGACAUUCAAACAAGAACGUGAUGUGACCAAUAAAUUGAAUGCAAAAGUUAGAGAUAAUAGUAAUAACCCUAAUGCGCCAGAGAUUAAGAGAAGAUUAAGUAGCAAUACUAAUACAAGAAAGAAAUCUUUAGUGGAAAGUAUGAGUGCGCCAUUGUCUCCAAGAUUGAGAGCUCAAGGCGAAUUACCAAAUGGAGCAAGAUCUGUGGUGUAUAUAGAUGAAAAUGUUUUACAAACAGACGAAGAAGAUAAUGAUGUCUUUAGUGAGGAAGAUGAUGAAGGACAUGGAACGCAUAACCAUAAUAAUAAUGGUAAUAAUAGCAAUGGUAAUAAAAUUAAAAAUGAACACGAAGAUUUUGUGCGUGAAAUGAUCAAACCUAAUGGUGCAUUCAAUUUUAGUAGACGUAAAUCUAGUGUAGUAUAUGAUGAUACUAUGCCUGAAGCAUUAGAACAAGAAAUGUUAGCACAAAAGAUUAGACCACUAUUAAAGAAUAAAAGUCGUAGAUCUAGUUCAAAGGGUCGCCCUGUACAUAUCUUUAACAUGGGUAAUAAUAGCAACAACAACAACAACAACAAUAACAACAACAGCAAUAAUAAUAAUAAUAAUAGUAAUAAUAAUAGUGUCAUUGGUUCACCAUUAAGUGGGAAACAUAUAUUAGAUAAUGAGAAUAUCCCACCUUUACCAAGGAUCUUAUAUACAGGCGAAGAUUCUAACGUAAGUCCAAAUAAUAAUUUCCCAUUACGUAAGGGUUCAAUCUCAGGAUUAGGUAAUGACUUGAAACCAGGUCGUAACUCCUUUAGUGAAGAUGUAUCACGUAGAUCAUCUUCCCGACUCUCUGUCUCUAAGGAAUCUGGUAUCAGAUCUACAUUAUUCCAUACAGUUAAUGAUAUUUCAGCACAAGGUUCUAACAAUUCUGCUACAUCAUUAGGGACCCGCUCUCAAAUGGGAGCAUUCCAAUCCCCUGGUCUUCCAAUCAUCGAACAAAGAGACCAAAUCAUUGCUAUAGCUAAUAAUAAUAAUAUUAAUAAUAAUAAUAACAACAAGAAAAAUAUCAGUGAUACCAAUAUACCAUUGACAAACAAUAAUAUUGUCGAGUCCCCCCAUUCAGAGACAGAUGAAGAGGACUGGGCAAACAUCGGUGCCGAGUCCCUAAGGACAAUGAGCAACGAUAUCAGUCCCAUCAGUACAAACAAACAGGUAACUCAUACGAACCAUACAGGCGAUGCGGAUGAUGCCGCUAGAGUCUUGCUCAGUCUCAAGUAA
Molecule: messenger RNA, 1602 nt
Organism: Maudiozyma barnettii
Lineage: Eukaryota; Fungi; Ascomycota; Saccharomycetes; Saccharomycetales; Saccharomycetaceae
Exons: 1
Coding region: 1-1602 (533 amino acids)
Biological process (GO): positive regulation of transcription from RNA polymerase II promoter by glucose
Cellular component (GO): nucleus
Molecular function (GO): sequence-specific DNA binding
Source: RefSeq, a predicted model, not a curated record